Messenger RNA from Lodderomyces theae, 942 nucleotides. RefSeq lists its product as uncharacterized. The record is from RefSeq and is a predicted model, not a curated record. Gene Ontology annotation, molecular function: RNA binding. The transcript has 2 exons. Lineage: Eukaryota; Fungi; Ascomycota; Pichiomycetes; Serinales; Debaryomycetaceae. Bases 1 to 942 code for a protein of 313 amino acids.
AUGUCAGGUACCAGAUUGAAGCCACCUUAUCGCGUCUACAUCAAGAAUCUUCACUACGCAGUUACUGAAGAAGAUUUGUAUGCCUUGUUUGAGAAAUAUCGUCCUGUGGCCAUCCUAGUCCCUACUUAUACAAUUAGGUUUAGCAAAAGUGGGAGACGCAAGCCCUUUGGAUUUGCCUAUGUUGAGCUAGCAGGUCCUGAACAAGUGGAGGCAGCAGUGAAGGAAUUUGAUGGGAAACUGUUCCACGGGAAAACUCUCACAGCCACCGUUUUCCAACCCUACAACCCUCAACACAGGUUCUGGUUAGAUGGUACAAGUUUGGUGACUCCUACUCCACGAGUGCAACUGAAUGCCCCAAAUGCGGAGUCAAAUGCGGAACCCAAUGCUCAAACUUCAAAUGCUAAUGUAACUCCAAAUGGGGCACCAGUUGUGGUACCGGUUGUGGUACCAGUUGACGGUGCUUCAUCCACAGGCAAGAUAUUGAUUUCAAAGAUUCGAGGAGAAAUCACGUAUUCCGAAAUUGAGGAUUUCUUCAGCGAUUACAACUUUAACGACAUCUCCAUAUGCAGACACAAAACGUCAAUCGUCAAUCCAUUGACCCUUACAGGUUCUUACUAUAGUGCUAUCAUUACUGUAGAUACAUCAACUAAGAGCGUGGAUGAAAUUAUUGAGGCAUUAAAGCCAAAAAAGUUUAUGGGGAAACGAGUUAAGUUGAAGCCAGCCACGACGAAACAAGCAACACAAGUUGAAAGAGAUGAUAUUUUUGCAAACCUGAUUGUUCAAAAUGAUGAGCAGCAGGUAACAACUUUGGAAACUCAAAACAAAGAGCACACUUUUCCAGCUGAACCAACCAAUUUAGAAUCGCCAGACCCAACAUCGAUGAUAGUUAGUCCUGGUCUGACUCAAAGCUCCAAUUUCAAUGCUAGAAUCAACUCCCCGUGA